Molecule: messenger RNA, 786 nt
Organism: Camelina sativa (false flax)
Lineage: Eukaryota; Viridiplantae; Streptophyta; Magnoliopsida; Brassicales; Brassicaceae
Source: RefSeq, a predicted model, not a curated record
AUAUAAUAACAAUGGAGCUAAAGUUUCAAAUCGGAGAAACAAAUCGAGAGAACACGAAGACGAUUCAGUUAGAAAAGUUUGAUGCUUUAGUUUUCAGAAUCGGAGAAAGAAAAAGAAAAUGAGUGCUGUUGCGAUAAACCACUUGUUCGGCUUCCCGGAGACGAUCGAGAAGCUGAUUCUCCCGAUCGCUCGUUCCGGCGAAGGUAACAAUACCGAGUCUCGUGGAGGAGGAAAUAACAAUAUCCCAAUCGACAUUUUGGAAUCUUCCAAAGAAUACAUAUUUUAUCUCGACAUCCCCGGAAUCUCAAAAUCCGAUAUCCAGGUGACUGUGGAGGAAGAGAGGACAUUGGUGAUAAAGAGUAAUGGGAAGAGGAAGAGAGAUGAUGGUGAUGAGAGUGAAGAAGGUUCUAAGUACAUCAGACUCGAGAGGAGGCUUGCUCAGAAUCUUGUUAAGAAGUUCCGGUUACCGGAAGAUGCUGACGUGUCUGCCGUUACGGCUAAAUAUCAAGAUGGGGUUUUGACUGUCACCGUUGGCAAGUUACCGCCGCAGCCGCCUAAGCCUAAGACUGUCCAAAUCGCUGUUUCUUGAGUAUGGUUUCCUUCUUCGUGUUUUUUUUUUUGUGUCCUAUCUAGUUUGUAGUUUGUUGUUUUUUUGGAUCUGUAAGGACUCUGUUCUGUCUCAUGUUUUCUGGUCCAUGUCCACAACCACAAGUUUGGAUCUAUCUUUUAAGGAUUCUUGUUCCUUUUGUAAAGCGGUUGUUUCAAUAAAUUAGAUGUUUCAGUUUC